AACGGUGUGACGACGUCUGAGCGCGCGAGGAUGCGGAACACUUCCUCUGGAAAGACAAACUCCGGGGAGACGAAACGAUUGCUUUAAAUGUAUUUGUAAAAAUAACAGAAUCAUAAGAUAAAUGUGUAUCUGGUAGUGUUGACCCAGCAGAUGGUUUAACGUGCGGUGUAAAGUUUCCAACACGCUUUAUUGUUUUUCUUGACACUUUAUUUUUGUUGUAUCGUGCACUGAUACAGGUAUAUAUAAAGAAAAACAUAUUUCGAGUAUGUCGGCUCAAGCGCAAAUGCGAGCCAUGCUCGACCAAUUGAUGGGAACUGCGAGAGACGGUGAUAGCACUCGCCAGAGGAUCAAGUUUGAUGAUGACAGAGUGUGUAAGAGUCAUCUACUGAACUGCUGCCCUCAUGACAUUCUCUCUGGAACGCGAAUGGACUUAGGUGAAUGCUCACGAGUUCAUGACUUAGCCCUCCGAGCAGACUACGAAAUUGCAACAAAGCAGCGAGAUUUCUUUUUUGAACUGGAUGCAGCCGACCAUCUUCAGUCCUUCAUUGCAGACUGUGACCGAAGAACUGAGGUAGCAAAGAAGCGAUUGGCGGAGACACAAGAGGAGAUCAAUGCUGAGGUUGCGGCCAAGGCAGAACGUGUACAUGAACUAAACGAAGAAAUUGGUAAACUUUUAGCCAAAGCAGAGCAGCUUGGAGCUGAAGGAAAUGUUGACGAGGCUCAAAAAGUUUUGGAAGAAGUGGAGAAAGCAAGGGUAUUGAAGAGAGAAGCAGAGGAAAUUUACAAAAACUCGAUGCCUGCUUCAAGCUUUCAGCAGCAGAAAUUGCGUGUAUGUGAAGUUUGCUCUGCUUAUCUGGGACUCCAUGAUAACGACCGACGUCUAGCAGACCACUUUGGAGGAAAACUGCACUUAGGAUUUAUUGAAAUUCGGGAGAAACUGGAUAAGCUUAAGAAAAAAGUGUCAGAAAAGCAGGAGCAGCGUAGUUUGGACAGAAUCAGACGCAGAGAUGACAGGGAAGAGCGUGAAAAGUUGAAGAGAAGGACAAGAUCCCGCAGUGGAGAUCAAAGGAGAUCAAAAUCACACAGCAAAGAUCAAAAAAGGUCUGAGUCGCGUGAGCAACGCAGUUCGCACUCUCAUUCCUCUUCAUCACGCAGGAAGCAUUCACCUCCAUCUCGAGAAAGGCAUCGCCACAGGCCAAGAUCACGAUCAGGCAGUCGGAGUCAUUCUCAUCGUCACACCUCAAGGCACAGUUCAAAAGACAAAAGCAGCCGGAAAAGGUCCUCCAAGGAUCGUUCGCCUCGGGAAAAAGACAGGCAUUCAAAGGACAAGUCACAGGACCGCCGUGAGAGGAAACGAUCUUGUAGCAGCACAAAUGGCAAGUCCAGUUCUGAAGAGAGAGAGGCAGGUGAAAUUUAAGGAAACAUGAAUACUUGCAAAUCUGCAUUCCAAAAAGUAAAAGCCUCCUAGUGGACUGUUUGACAGGUUGGGUUCAGAAAAAUUUCUUGACAGAAGUAAUUUACGGUAAGAGUACUCUUCUCUGGAGAUGUGAUUGAGUGUAAAGACUGGCUAUUAACCAGAAUUAGCCUAAGACUUUUGUUUUUUGUUUGUUUUGGUAAGACUGUUAUUUGGGCUGACGUUCAUUUAUUUGAACCACCUUAUCUUUCUCUUGCCUUGGCACAUCACACUUAUUUCAAGGCUACCUGUCAACAAGCAAGUGAUUUCUUCAGCUAUUGCUGUCAGCAACACCAUUUAUACUAACCAGCUGCUGGCAGUCAGACACAUACUGCUGCAAAAGCAAACAUCUUUACAGUGCUUUUUCAGGCAUUUUAUUAUUUAAAUUGCAAAGUAGUUGAGAAAGGAGUGUGAAUUUUUGGGUAAACUAGGAAUGAUUUGCAUUCUGUUUGACACCAUAAUUGCCUUUCCCCAAGAAUUUGAGUCCAAAGUUUUCAACUAGUUAAAAAUUAGCAUUUUUGUAAUUAGUCAGAAAAAUUGUUUUGGUAAGAUCAAUAUUAUAUUUUCUCAUAUUUAAAAAUGAUACAGUACAGUACUCAAUUAUUUUGAGCCAUUUAUUUAAAAAGUUAUCAUUAAAGUCAUCCAAAUUGUUUUGUGUGUGUGUUUUUUUUUUGGUGCAAUAAUGUUUACUAGGAGAUACUAUGCUCAUUUAGACCAUAGAUAUUAACAUUGCUAUGUAUGGUUUUUGUCCUUAUUUUUAAAGCAACAUUUGGGUAUGAACUCUAAUCAUUUUACUGUUUUGUCUAAAUUUCAAAUUAUAUAUAUUUUUUAUAUAAAUAAUUUUUGAUCUGUUCAUUAUUAUUUAAAUACCCCUUUCCAGUGCAGUUUAACUUCCCAAAAUAUAGAAUUUUGGUUCUGGUUUCAUACUAAUGUUAUGAAAAUUAAUACAAAAAUAUUUUUAAUUGUAUAAUGGAAGGAUUUUGAGUUUUUAUAGUAACAGAUGGCUGGCUGAUUUAGCACAAUAUUUAAAAGGGUGUCUGUUGCUCUGUUGCACAGGAAUUUUAUCACUACAUCACUACCCACAAAUUACAGUACAGUUUUCCAAAUUUUGGCCCUGUCCUUAAUUAAAUAAAAAAAGAGAUGUUUAAUAAUAUAAGUUACUGAGCCCAAAUAAGUAAAACUUGCACUUAAAAAAAAAAAAA
Polypterus senegalus (gray bichir) is the source of this 2655-nucleotide messenger RNA. RefSeq names its product putative RNA-binding protein Luc7-like 2. The record is from RefSeq and is a predicted model, not a curated record. The coding region runs from base 266 to 1417 and encodes 383 amino acids. The transcript is spliced from 11 exons. Lineage: Eukaryota; Metazoa; Chordata; Cladistia; Polypteriformes; Polypteridae. Gene Ontology annotation, biological process: mRNA splice site recognition. Gene Ontology annotation, molecular function: mRNA binding. Gene Ontology annotation, cellular component: U1 snRNP; U2-type prespliceosome.